GAGACCAGAGACCUCGAACAAACUUGGACAAAUUAAAAAAAUAAAAUUAAAAAAAAACCAUAGAUACUAAGAAAUGGCUUACCAGGCUUCAUUUUCAGAAGAAGAUUUGAACUGCCCUGUGUGCUAUGAGCUCUUCACCAACCCUGUGGUUCUGGAAUGCAGCCAUAGUUUCUGCCAGACGUGCAUUGACAAAUGCUGGAACGGUCAGUUCAGAAGAACAUGCCCUGUUUGUAGGGCGCUGUGUCUCAGUGAAAGGCCUCCAGUCAGUUUGGUUCUGAGGAACAUAGUGGAGAGUUUUCGCGCCAGACAACAGUCCAGUGUAGAAGAGACAGAAGAAUGCAGGGAAGAGAGGCAAGGAAGGGAAUCAACACAGACUCCAGAGGAGCGCUGUAGUGCCCAUGGUAAGAGAUUCUUCUUCUUCUGCGAGGAUGACCAGGAGGCUUUGUGUACGGUUUGUCAGCGAUCAAGGAGGCACAAGGACCAUCAGAUUAUUCCACUGGAGGAAGCUGCCCAGGAACUUAAGGGAAAGGUGAGGCUCUCAUUAAGACCACUUAAGGAGGAUCUAAUGACCUUUGAGAAACAAAAGGCUGAUUGUCUCAGGACAACACAGUUUAUCAAGAAACAAACCAGACUCACUAUGGAUUUGGUCAAAAAGGAUUUUGAGCAGUUGCAUCACUUCCUGCGGCUGGAGGAAGCGGCACGGAUCUCAAUGCUGGAAGAUGAAGCAGAGAUGAAAAAUGAAAUCAUGCAGGAAAAAUUAGAAGAUCUCAGCAAUAAAAUAAUGAGCCUCUCCGACACCAUCCAAAACAAAGAAUCAGAUCUAGAAAAAGAUGAUAUCCAGUUCCUCCAGGUUUACAAAAGCUACACUGACAGUGUUCCGUAUAGUCUUCAAGACUCCAAUGUAUUAGAGCCGGAUUCUCUUAUAGAUGUUGCUAAACACGUGGGAAACCUUAAGUUUAAAGUGUGGGAAAAGAUGUUGGGACAAGUGCAGUACAGUCCCAUAAUAAUGGAACCAAACUCUGCAGCAAAAUGGCUAAAACUGUCUGAGGACUUGACCAGCGUGCAUUACGGAGACUUACAGUCAGAUAUCCCAGAUAACCCAGAGCGCUUUGACCUCUGUGUAUGCGUUCUGGGUAACGAAACUCUUGGUACAGGUGUACACUGCUGGGAGGUGGAGGUGGGGAAUAAGACUAAAUGGGACUUGGGUGUUGUGAUGGAGUCUGUGAGCCGUCAGGGAAUUCUGAACGUCAACUCUGAAUCUGGAUUUUGGGCUCUGGCUUUAAGAGAAGGUGGCCAAUACAGUGCCAGUACAAAACCCUGGACUAGGCUCUGUGUGAAAAGAAAACCACACAGGAUUCGCGUCUGCUUGAAUAACAAUGAUAAGGAAAUAUCCUUUUACGACCCACUUGACAUGACGCAUAUCUACACCUUUUCACAUCUGCCCACCAAAAAGUUCAUUCCUUUCUUCUCUCCAUGUGUGAGUGACAAGGGCAGUAAUACUGAGCCGUUGAGAAUUUUGGCAGUGAAGGUGGCCAUCACUCCAGAACUGGCUGACUGAACAUAGCCACUAGUGAUGCGCGGAUGGCGGUUGUAUCCGCGGGGCCUGCGGGUAAUCCGCAGGUCGGGUGGGUCAUGUAAUAAAAAAAAAUACAUUCUGAUUAA
Messenger RNA from Onychostoma macrolepis, 1662 nucleotides. RefSeq names its product zinc-binding protein A33-like. Gene Ontology annotation, molecular function: protein binding; zinc ion binding. The transcript has 6 exons. The coding region runs from base 74 to 1558 and encodes 494 amino acids. NCBI's taxonomy places the organism in Eukaryota, Metazoa, Chordata, Actinopteri, Cypriniformes, Cyprinidae. The record is from RefSeq and is a predicted model, not a curated record.